AACAUUCGGUGACGUUAUGUUUUAACCGUUUCGUAAAAUAUUUGAAUUAUCUUAUUUGGUUUAUUAUUGGGCAGUUUUUGUUGUCGAUGUUGUUUUUCUGUCCCUUACGAUAUUAACAAGUACUAGCAAGUGGCGGACAAGUUGUAGAGAGAAACGUAGACGAUUAUAGUAUACUAACUGAAAUGUUUAAAUAUCUUACACAUAUAUCGUGAGAUACCUGAUGCCUUCCCAGGAUAGUAAACGCACGUUAGAAGUCCUGCAAAAAACUCACGAGGAACUGCAGCGUUAUUAUACUCUGUUACGAAUGAUUAGGGGCGAUCUCGAAAAGAUAGCAAAUAAUUUCAUUGCUAUAAAUAGUGGGGAGAAUGCAAGAGUCGAUUUGAAAAAAGAUACAUAGAGUACCAGUCCAUAAAGUUAUAGAUUUUAUAUAACAACAUGGAGUCUUGUAAGCCUAUAACAAAUAAGAGGCUGGAGUCCGUGGUGCACCAAAAUUCACCGUCUUCUUCGUUGCGAAGAAAGUCUGUUUCUUUUCAAAAUCCACCCAUAACUGAUCUCUCGGUAAACGACGAUGAAGCGGAACGUAUUGCUCGUCGACGUGAGAUUUUGACGUCAACGCCAUUACUUAGCAAUACGCCCACUAACAAAAGACACUCUCUUGGCCUGGGAUUCUUAGCGAAUAUCCCGGCACCUCAAAUGGCCGAAAGCAUAACUCAGUGCAUCAAACUGAACGCCGAGAACAAGAUCAACAUUAAGAAUGCGUUUAGUUUAGAAAUGAUCGAUUUUAUGACAUAUAUGAUAAAGAAGCAGGACGCCAAUAUGUCGAAUCUGCAAGUAGCUAGUACAUCCUUGGAUGUGAGUACCAAGAUCUACGGAUUCCGUGUAGAUAGCGUGCAUACCGAAAUACUUAAAAUAGUGGGCGGAUUGGAUAAACAAGCGGUCGACGAUAUGGAGCGAAAUGCGGAGGAGUUUAGAGAAGACGCAGAAGAUACAGAAACGAAUGUAGCAGUGCAAAAGAAGAAGAAGAAAAAUAAAGCCAAGCAAAAGAUUUUUAGCACUGUAGAGGCUCUAAGAGGCAAUAUCGAAAUCCAAAAACCUAUGUCGAUGAUGAUAGGCGAGGGAGAUUUGCAAACCAGCGACAUGCUAUAUCAAGCCAUACUGCCGCAUCAUGCAAAUUCCGGCGCUUAUCAGCAUCUAUAUAACGAUGUGUUCGUUGACGUUAUAGAGAAUAAAUCCAGAUUACAAAACAGUUCAGAUAUAAAAUACAGUAUACCGACAAUCGGUGACUUCUCGAAUCUUGAAACUUGUGCAUAUUCGAACUUUGAGUUUCUCGACUGGUCCAUGGAAGAUGAGCCGGAAGAGAAUCUGGCCGAAAAAGCCGAACAUAAUGAUGAGAGUAAUCAAUUCCAUUUCGAUUUGGACGCGAGCGUGGAACCUGGUGAUGAUAACAAUCCAUUACCUGAACCAAUGAAUUACUUUGACUUCCAGCACGACGACAAUAAUACUUAUGGAUGUUACCAAGAGGCAGCGAAACGACGUAGCGAGAAUAUCCUGGACGUGCGCAAUGUUCAGAUAUCAGAGACAAACACAUUCGAAUAUUCCUUUCUCCAGCCGAACAUGAAUUUGCAUUGGGCCGGCCCGUCUCAUUGGAAGUUUCGAAAUUUUAUGAGACCUUCCACUGACAUUGCCGGUAGCAGUAAAGUGAUAAGAGCUUGCAUGCAAGCUCCGCUGCGAAAGAAAAGACAGAUCGAAUUGUCGUAUGACGAGAAUUGCGAUGUGAUUGAUGCAAAGUUUGCGCUGAGUCAGUCUAAUAAAUUACAAGCCAAGACCGCGAAAACAGAAUGGAACACCGAAGACUUAAUAUUACCGGAAGAUGUGCAUUACGAUAUUGUGCAAAUGAUAAAACUGUACUUGAAUCCAAGACUGAUUUUGAAGCCGCCAAACAAUGGAAAAGAGGGUAGUAAUAACGCGGUAGCCGCCGUGGAUGUGUCAGACAACGAGAGAUACGAUUACAACAAUCCAAAUGAUACAUUAGAAUAUUGUCCUGAUACAAAUAAUGACGAUGAUUAUGAAGAAGGAGGUAGGGACGAUUGUAACUUUGAAGACGAUGCUAUUGCGUUAAGUAGCCAAAACUUUAUCGGCGACAAUUUGGUCGCCGCGCCUAAACUAGCUAAUAAAAUAUCCAUUGCGUACUGCCUGAAAGCAAAAAAGAUCGAUAUGCGACAAUUGAAAAAAGCUAUAUGGAAAUUGUGUACGAAUAAUAACGUUGACUUAAUAAAUAACGAGGCGGAGAACUCCGAAGCGAACAUGAUGAAGAACAGCAAACAGUUUAAUGAUAUUUACAAGAUGUUACCGAAAUUAUUAACAAAAACCAAUGUCGAGGCAUUGAGCGUGCCGAUUUCUUUUAUAUCCCUGUUACAUCUUGCGAAUGAGAAAACAUUAAAAAUUCAUUCAUUACCAGACAUGUCCGAUAUUAUCGUCGAGGCGGAUUGAAAAGACCGCUGCCAUGAUUUUUGUGUACAUAUUAAUAUGAAAAAUACUUAAUAAGCAAUUUUUUAUGAAGAGUAUAUUCUAAACAAUAUAUAUCAUAUAUUGUUCGGAAUAUAUUCUUCAUAAAAAAAUGCUUAUUAAGUAAUUUGCUUUAAUUACAUAUACAUCGACAUAUGCACGCAUGCGUAACGCAUGAACAAGUUCUACACACGUUUCUUUUAAUAUUGGACUAGAAAUUAAUUUCUUAUUUAUAUUUCUUUGAAUUAAUUUUUAUAUUAAAAAUUAAGUUUAAGUUCGAUAUUAAGAGAAACACGUGCAGCCUGUUGCGUGUCAAAUCGGUGAUUAUAUAUUUUUUUAAAUAAAAUACUAUCAAUCGAAUAUUACAAUCAUCAAAGAUAACUUUAAUAUCCAUUUAAUUUAUCGAUUUCUUAGAUAAGAAAAUUUUUCAUUAAAAAAAAAAUAGAGAUAUUUUUAAUAAAUAUCAUAAUUAAAAAAUGCUCGUUAUAUACUGUAAAAAUAAUAAUUUGACCAAUAAUUACAUGUGUAUAUAUAUAUAUAUUUAAAUAAAGUUUAUUUUGAAGCAUUUUGCACAACACCGUUCUACACAUCUGCUUAUGUAAGUAAAAUAAUUCUGAUCAUAGGAUCGCUUUAUAUAUAUCUUACAGAGACCAGUUCGUUGAAUUAAUAUACACAGUGUGAGCUGCCAGAAUUUUCUCAAAUCGAGCUUAUUAGACAUUAAUACUGCGCUCAAACCGCGAUUUUGGUCAUUCUGUCUUUAGUGACUAGGUUAGUAUAUUUAAGUCAUGCAGUAAAUUUAAGUUUUCGCUAAUAAUAAAACAGCAAAUAUCAAAAAAACGUCUCAUCGCUAUACGGAAAUUUACACAAACGACGUAUCGAUUCGUGUAAAUGCAAUAGCAUCCGCUUUGGCAGUAUAAUUUUCCGUUCUCCGAUUUAGUAAUAGUAUAAUUUCUUUUUUUCUUAUAUAUCAUAUCGUAACUUAGGUCUUUUUUAGAAAUCCACAUUACCGUUACAGCUAAACGAAUACAUAUGCGCACAAACUCACGCGAUAAGUAAUGUAUAUAAAUAUAGAAUCUUUUUUCAAAAGAAACAUACAGAAUGCAAAAGUUCAAAUAUAUGUUAUCUCUGUAUUGCUUCAACUACGACACCCUGUAUAGGCGAUGACAGGACUCCGCGAUUUAUCUGCGGUCGCAAUUGAUAAUGAUGAUUACAUUUUGUACUUUGUAAGUUACUUAAUGUACAUCUUCAUCACAACAUCCAAACAACAGUCGAAUUAUCCUCUUGAGACUCACGAUAGCGAUAUCGUUCUACGAUCAGAGAAGAUCUCUGAGACCUUUCUAUUAAUAGCUUGGCCGAAAAUUGUGAAUAUUUUAUUACAAUUCACGUUAUUGCAUCGUAAAAUAAUGCUACAAAAGAAAAAGAAGAUAUAGAAAGAAUACGAUACAUAAGAAUAUUGCACAAAAAUAGUGAAGUCUAUAAAUUAUGGUAAAAUAAAAGUCGACGCGCGCAAUGAUUAUUGUAAAUAGCGCGAUAAAUAUUCUGCCGUUGGACAAUAUAAAAAAUAAAAAUUCACAUUGCUUAAUAAUCUAAAUGCAAAUCCAAAAUGCAAUAGAGCUGUAAAUAGCACCAAAAACGGUCUAGAAGGUCUAAGAAAUAUAAGCUGUGUUUCUCCGUUGCAUCGAUGAGUAUGCAUCGUAUUUUAAAUACGCGCUUACGUAUGAUACAACGGUUUUUUUCAUCAAUUUUUCGUGUGCAUUGUCGGCAAAAUGAUUCUGUAACGACGGAGGAAGAGAAUAUUCUUCGAAAAGACUCGAUUGUCUUCAUUGAUAUUUUAUAGGAAAAAUAAUCUAAUUUUUAAAAUGUUUUUAUAAUUCGCACAAUAAUGCAACCACGAGAAAAUUAAAUUUCUAUUUUAAUUAGAAUUGAGCCUGUUCUAAAUAACACUUCAUGUUAAGAUGGAGAAAGUCUCUUUCGCGCUGCAAAACGUCAAACCUAUGUGUUUCGAAAUACAUUUCAUUAGCAUAACAAAUAUCGUUUAAAUCGAUAAAGACAGACUGAUACUAUCAACUGAUUAUUCGCUGAUGUUAUCAGCAAAAUCAGUGGAUCUCAAAGAGUGCUACCGCAAAAUCACACGUAGUCGUUAUCCGCUUCGAACACCGAAAGCUUGUCAGCGUAAAUCGAUAAAAUCCUUAUGCGAUUUUCUUGAACAGACGCGCGUGACGACUUUUUUUCUUACCGCAAACAACAUUAUACGACUAGUAUCUAUUUUCUACAACCGUAACUCGAAGGAUAAUGGAAAAACCUUCUCUUAUCAUUCUUAGAAUGCGUAUCCACGCCAUAGGAAUCUCAAAGCAAAGAAAAGCAGAUCGGGAAUCUUGUAUUACACCGGAGAUUCCAUUGACCAGAAAAUACCAAUCAUUCGAUCAAGAUACAAAAUGAGCUCGAGAAAGUGGAAAUCAGUAAUAGGAAAUAUUAGUUAUGUAGCCAGACAGAAUGUAGAAUCGAUUUUCCUUUAACAAAAAGCUGAAUGAAUCACUAAUAAUGGAGCAAGUAAACUUUAAAAGAUAUCUGCGCAUUGGAUAACUUUUGUAUUUUUCUGGCUCUGGGCGGCUUGUCAGUUCUUCAAACAUUCAUGAAGCAGACAAAAAUAUAGGCCUCCAGUUAAAGAUAUUUGUUAAAGCAAGAUUGAUAUCAAACUUCUCAAAGAAUGUAUUCCUAAUAUCGAUCUCUAUUUUUCCCAUAUAGCACGUAUUAAGAGAGUAUCUCGAGUUAAAUAUAUUUUUCAGAAGGUAACGUUUGAAUCUCUUUCUUUCUUUCAAGCAUUCACAAUAGCAGUUACAUCACCGCUUUCGUUUUUUUUUUAUACAUACAUUCUGCAUACAUUCCGCACA
Messenger RNA from Formica exsecta, 5396 nucleotides. Its product is annotated as condensin complex subunit 2. The transcript is spliced from 2 exons. Gene Ontology annotation, biological process: mitotic chromosome condensation. The record is from RefSeq and is a predicted model, not a curated record. Gene Ontology annotation, molecular function: chromatin binding. Gene Ontology annotation, cellular component: condensin complex. The coding region runs from base 436 to 2490 and encodes 684 amino acids. NCBI's taxonomy places the organism in Eukaryota, Metazoa, Arthropoda, Insecta, Hymenoptera, Formicidae.